AUGGCGGCCAACGGAAGCGCUCCUCCCGUCGGACAUGAGAACAUCAACACCGACAUCGUCACGCUCACUCGAUUCCUGACUGAAGAACAGACGAAGCACCCGGAAGCCACGGGAGACUUCACACUCCUGUGCCAUGCUCUUCAAUUCUCCUUCAAGUCGAUCGCAUACUACAUCCGUCGGGCCUCGUUGAUUAACCUGACGGGGCUGGCGGGUUCGUCCAACACAACCGGAGACGACCAGAAGAAGCUUGACGUGAUCGGGAACGAUGUCUUCAUCUCGGCCAUGCGUGGCUCUGGCAAGUGCCGCAUCCUCGUGUCCGAGGAGGAGGAAGAGGUGAUUGUCUUCAACGAACACCCGCAUGCACGGUACGCGGUUGUGUGCGACCCGAUCGACGGGUCAUCGAACCUCGACGCCGGAGUGUCGGUGGGCACGAUCUUCGGCAUCUUCAAGCUGCCAGAGUCGGUGACGGCCGAGACCACGGUCAGCGCACAGGACCUUCUCCGCGCGGGCACGGAGCUCGUUGCCUCGGGCUUCACCAUGUACGGCGCCUCGGCGCAGCUGGUCAUCACGAUGCGCGGCGGCGGUGUCAACGGCUUCACUUUGGAGAACUCGCUGGGAGAGUUCAUCCUGACCCACCCCAACAUGCGUCUGCCCCCGAAGCGCGCCAUCUACUCCGUCAACGAGGGCAACAGCAUGUACUGGGAUGAGUGGUGCACGCAGUACUUUCACGAGCUCAAGUUCCCUGGCGAGGGCCAGAAGCCAUACAGCGCCCGCUACAUCGGCAGCAUGGUUGCCGACGCCUACCGUACCUUGCUCUACGGAGGUGUGUUUGCCUAUCCGGCCGAUAAGAAGAGCCCCAAGGGGAAGCUACGUAUCCUGUACGAGUGUGCCCCAAUGGCCAUGGUCUUCGAGAACGCAGGCGGCCUCGCCGUCAACUCGCGCAUGGAGCGCCUGCUCUCUGUCGUGCCCGAACACAUCCAUGACCGCAGCGGUGUCUUCCUUGGCUCCAAGGACGAAGUGCAGAAGAUCAUCGACACGUACACCCGCUUCAACAAAUAA
Messenger RNA from Penicilliopsis zonata CBS 506.65, 1059 nucleotides. RefSeq lists its product as hypothetical. The record is from RefSeq and is a predicted model, not a curated record. Lineage: Eukaryota; Fungi; Ascomycota; Eurotiomycetes; Eurotiales; Aspergillaceae. Gene Ontology annotation, molecular function: fructose 1,6-bisphosphate 1-phosphatase activity. The coding region runs from base 1 to 1059 and encodes 352 amino acids. Gene Ontology annotation, biological process: gluconeogenesis; fructose 6-phosphate metabolic process; fructose metabolic process. The transcript is spliced from 2 exons. Gene Ontology annotation, cellular component: cytoplasm; cytosol.